Messenger RNA from Archocentrus centrarchus (flier cichlid), 1265 nucleotides. RefSeq names its product fatty acid-binding protein, intestinal-like. NCBI's taxonomy places the organism in Eukaryota, Metazoa, Chordata, Actinopteri, Cichliformes, Cichlidae. Gene Ontology annotation, molecular function: lipid binding. The transcript is spliced from 4 exons. The coding region runs from base 213 to 611 and encodes 132 amino acids. The record is from RefSeq and is a predicted model, not a curated record.
CUCGAGGUCGUGCAGCUAUCGCCCUACAUUUGACACGGUCUUCAAACGGCCACAUCAGCAGACAGAUAAUCAGUGAGAUAAAGAACAGCAUCUUCCCUGUCAGCUCAGGGAGGGGUGGGUGUAUAUAAAUUGAGGCCUCUGGGCAUUCCCAAUCUCACGGUCCACCAUAGUUCUUCAUCAUCAGCUGCCUUCAACCCGACAAGCCUGCAGACAUGGCGUUUAAUGGAACCUGGAAGGUCGACCGCAAUGAGAACUAUGACAAGUUCAUGGAGCAAAUGGGUGUUAAUGUCAUGAAACGCAAGCUGGCAGAGCACGACAGCCUGAAGAUCACCAUCGAGCAGACUGGGGACAAGUUUCACAUCAAAGAGUCCAGCACUUUCCGCACCAAAGAGAUUGACUUUACUCUGGGCGUUCCAUUCGACUACACCCUGGCUGAUGGGACCGAAGUCUCAGGUGCAUGGGAGAUGGAGGGUGACAUGCUGAAAGGCAAAUUCACCAGGAAGGACAACAACACGGUCCUGACCACUACUAGAACUCUGGUGGGCGGAGAGCUCGUGCAGAGUUAUAACUAUGAAGGGGUGGAUGCUAAGAGGAUUUUCAAGAAGCAGUAACCUGGAUAAUAAAGUUCGAAUUUUAUUUUUUAUAUAAAUGAUACAAUAUAACACAGCCCAGUGAACUGCAGUACACUAUCCUAAAGACAGUGUACUGCAAAUACCUCAAAAGGCGUGGUCACCGUGCUGAAGUGCUACUAUAUUCAUGAACCUGGUCACACAGCUCAGUUAAAGAUGCGUCUCUUUGGCUAUGAAAGGUGAAAACAAGCGCUUGAAAUCUCAGGCUGGGCAGGCAGGUAAAGUGGUUACAACAGAAAUAUCACAGCUACAACUGUAAGAGUCAAAACAGCAUCUUAGCAAUGACUGAUGAAAACUACUGCCUCCAGCAGCAGCUAGCCCUUCAAACGCACUUAGUUUUAUUUGGCCUUGUAAGUUUUCUACUGGAGAUGAACUGAACGACAUUUGUGUUUUUACCUGCAUGAGGAUAAUCCACAGAACACAGUGUCAACAGUUUUCACGGGGGGGGGGGGGUCAUUCAUCGGCACGGUCCAGAUCAUCCACAUUAAUGGGUGCAUUGCUUCCAGGAAAAGUUCCACAACAAUAUGAAAUAUAUUAAAUCUCAUAGUGUGCGUUUAAACGGGGAAAUAUGAUGAUUUGCACUAAUGGUUUUUAUAUACUGAAUUGCCCUCCACAAUAAAGUAUUUUAUUGUGUCA